Messenger RNA from Cicer arietinum (chickpea), 1401 nucleotides. The record is from RefSeq and is a predicted model, not a curated record. Lineage: Eukaryota; Viridiplantae; Streptophyta; Magnoliopsida; Fabales; Fabaceae.
AAAAAAUAAAAAAAAUAAAAAAAACAGGCACCAACCCAUUCUUCAUUUCACCCUUGAGCACUAACUCAUCCUUCAACCCUUCAGCGCUUAACCUUCAGCCUUCAUCCUUCAAUGCAAACUCAUCAUUCAUCCUUCAACACGAAUCAGAUGAACUUUAUCCAUUUUUCUCGCACCCUAAUUCUCCCUCGCCGCGACUCCAAUUCAUAACCGCCAAGAUCUGCGCCAAUCAUCUCACAUGCUAGGGAUUUUGCUGAUGGUGAACUUAAGGAUGAACUUUUCUGCAUUCGUUUUCCAUCUAUUGAAAAAAGAUUCUUUGGAGCCUUUGCUUAAUUUCCUCUGAGCUCACAAAUAUAAAGGCCAAUUAUGUUCGCUUCACAUUGUGUGGAGUCGGAGACACUCUUCUUGUGUCUGGAUUUGUCUUCUUAACUUGUAUAGAUCAAGAAGAUGGAAGACACAAAUUUGGUCACUCUAGAGAUGGUGGGGAAGUUUGCAGAAGAGAUGUAUGGUGAAAGUUCACAGCUUUCAAAAGAAGAAGUAAUAUCAUCUUGUGUUGAUGAUGAAGAUAAUUUAAAUGAUUGCCAUCAUGGUUAUAUGAACCUUGAAGAUUCAGUGUGGGAUGAUUCUCAUGAAGUAUUUGAUGAAGCAUCAGAUUUGGAUAGAGAGUGGCAGAGGAGGCAUGAUCAAUUCCACACAAUUGGAUUUCGAGAUGGUCUUAUCGCAGGGAAGGAAGCUGCUGCACAAGAGGGGUUCAAUAUUGGUUUUAAACAAUCAGUCCUUCAUGGUUAUCGCUGGGGUCUUGUGAGGGGUGUUACCAGUGCAUUAAGUAAUCUUCCAGAUCAGUUAAAGGAGAAGUUAAUUGAAGCACAAGAAAAGAGAGAAGAAUUCCAAGUGUUAUAUGAAUCAAUGCAGUCUUUAUCAACAAGAGAUGCUCUGAGAAUGUUCAAUGAUGAUAUCAAGGCAAAAGAAGCUUUGGAGCAUAGUGAACAUGUAAAGAUUAGCCCCAACUCACAAGUGCAAACUUCAUAUGGUUCUCUUGGAAGUUAUAUUGGAAAACUUGAAUCUCUGAUUAGGGAAUCUCCUGCAAUUGACAUUCAAAUUCCUGAACUUAAGUAGGUGAUGUUCGGAUUCGGAUUACACACACUACUGUUUUUCCAACGUCCGAUCUAAUUCAAUAGCUGAGAUCGAUUAACGGUAUAAAACUGUCUGUGUAAUCUUAAUCUAAUCAAUCAGAUCAUAAGUCCGUGAUAUUCUACCUUAGGUAUAAAAUGGUUUAUCUAGAAUCAUUUGUGAUUCUUGUGAAAGAGUCGGUUACUUUGUUCUUCAUUACUCAAGAAUAAUUCAGUUUAUCUUUUUUGCAGCUAUAACUUGUAUUCUAGUGAAAAAAUUUUAGGAUUGUUUCUA